AUGUACUCUAGCGAUACUCUGUUUCCAGGCAGAGUAGCCGACUUUCCUUACCCGAAUCCAUCGGUCGCCCAGUUUAGCCCAUCCCUCAGUCGGCCUCCGACAGCUCCGCCUCCGACAGCUCCGCCUCCGACAGCUCCGCCGCACCGGCUUGCCACUCGCCUCGUGACCGUGGCCGCAGCGGCCUCAAGUGGGGAACAGCAACAUAAGAUCCUUCACACCGCGUUCACACCGCGUGGCAACACGCCCGCCGACGCCCGCCAAAAUCGGGUCCCCUCCCACAGAUUCUUCUCGGUCUCAUUGCAAAUAUUUCCUACAUUCCACGCCCGCCGCCCCCAACGCACCAUCUUCAUCUGCAGGGCUCCGUGGCUCACCGCCUGCCGCAUCCCUUUUGCCGUCUCGCUGCCGACUCGGUGCGCGCGUCACGUGCUGCGACCCACAUGCCGCGCGCCGCCGCAUGGGCGCGUGGCGCUGCGCGCUUGCGUUACCCAACGAAGCAUCGCCCCCGCGCUCGCAGUGCUGCGCCGCGCCGCCGACUCGCAGCGCCUGGACGUGGCGCGGCUCAACGGCCCCGUGCGCCUGACGGAUCUGUUUUUCAGCGAGAGCAAGCGGUCCAACCUCACGGCGAUCAGCACGCCGUGUUCCUCAAGACCGUUGAGGACGCGCUGCGCCGGCUACUGGCGCUGGAGGGGGAGGCCGCUGUCGCGCCCCCGCGCGGUGCGCGUCGUUGACCUCGGCACGGGUGCGAGGUUCCCGGGGCUCGUCCUGGCCAUGACGAGGCCGCAGUGGGAGGUCACGCUGCUCGAGGCCGCGCGCAAGAAGACGCGCUUCCAUGACCUCGUGGGGCGCGAGCUGACCCUGCCCAACGGCGCGUCCGUGUGGGGGAGGGCGGGGAAGGUCGGGCAGGGUAAGAUGCAUCGGGGACGGUAUGACGCGGUCGUGGCACGGUCGUUGGCGGAAAUGCGCGUUUGCUGCGAACUGUGCGUGCUGCUGGCAAAGGUGGGGGGACGCGUUUUUCACGCAAAAGAGCGUGGGCGUGGGCGCGGAGGAGGUGGCCGCCGCGAAGGGAGCUAUCAGAAGGCUGGGCGGGAAGCUGGAAGGCGUGCGCGAGGCGUGGCCGUGGGGGUGGAUGCAGGGGCAGGGGGAAGAGGCGGAAGAGGUUGACGGAAGGAAAAAGUGUAUUGUGGCCGUAAGAAAGGUGAAGGCAACGGCACGGGCGUUUCCGAGGUUGCCGGGGGGCGCCGAAGAAAACGCCUUUGUGGGACCGCGAAUAGGUUUGCGAGGGGAGAAAGGCGUCGGGAGACCGGAGAGAGGAAAGGUGUCGUUUGAGAGAUGUUGCAGGGAAUAGGAGCGCGUGUUGGGUGAAAAGCACAUCGAGCAUUGCAAGGGGCGUACAUGGACGUCUUUGCGAGAAGAAGAGCGCAAGCGCGUUGCGAAAGGCACAGUUCUCUGUGGCGAUGUGACAGACGAAGUAAGAAGUUGCACAGCGGCCCCGAUCGAGAGUUGUGACGCCAUUGAGAAUUGGUUUAUCUCGAGACAUUGAACAAGGUUUACUACCGAUGGGAAUGUUUUUUGUGCUCAGCGGACACAACAUCGCAUUCCACACGCGCAUUGUCAGCAAUGCAUGCGGCCGGUGCAAUUUGCAGAUGUGAGCGAGUCUUCGGGCGUCCCUCUCAGCCGGCACCUAAGUCUCAUCGGGUAUCUUUUUACUGUGUUCGUCAAAGACGAAAAUACAAAUCCGCGGACCUGGCCAUCUGCGCCUCGCUCGCGCGCCUCUACUCGUUUGCUUCAAGAAGGUAGGUCGGUGUCACCAGAAGGCAGGGGAGAACGACUACUCGUUCGUAGGCUCCAUCGAAUAAAGUUGUUUGCGUUUACUGUUGCAA
This is a messenger RNA of Chondrus crispus (carragheen), 1880 nucleotides long. RefSeq lists its product as hypothetical. Bases 1 to 1161 code for a protein of 386 amino acids. Gene Ontology annotation, cellular component: cytoplasm; cytosol. NCBI's taxonomy places the organism in Eukaryota, Rhodophyta, Florideophyceae, Gigartinales, Gigartinaceae. Gene Ontology annotation, molecular function: rRNA (guanine-N7-)-methyltransferase activity. The transcript has 2 exons. Gene Ontology annotation, biological process: rRNA processing. The record is from RefSeq and is a predicted model, not a curated record.